UGAUGGUCCGAGUGAGGAGGGGCGAGGCUCGGGCUGGGGACUGCGAGGGACCUGGGCGGGAAGGGAGGCGUUAGGGCUACCCCCCCAGGAGAGGCUCCCGCAGGCUCCAGGGAGUAUCGGGGCCAAGGUCUGGCCGUGGGCCGUCUAGGACCGAAGUGUGGGGCGGGGGGCUGGACGGUUAGUGGGGCGCCUGGGUGUCCGGGGAGGGGGUUAAGGCGUGAGAAAAGAGGUAAUUAAGUUACCAGAAAGAGAAAACCUAGUUAUGCUUAGAAGGAUUUAGACCAGUGAGAGGGAUUUGGUGUGAAAAGAUACUAGCAAAUGGAUAUCCUUGGAGGGGAGUUGAGGGUGAGGUCCACGUGCAGAGAAUGGGUUUACGUUAAUGUGAAGAGGAGCUAGGCCGAAAGGGGGUGGAUACCGUUGGAAUGGGCUGUGAGGAGUCUUCUGUGCAAAGGGUUAUGUUAUGUAAAAAAGGUGUCUGGGUGUCCCUAGGAGAAGUUGAGUAGAGGUAAUGUUUUGAAGAGUAGAGGGAAUUAAGUCAAGAUGAAGAGUGGGAAUUGGGCAUCGAUGUGCUAAGUGGGGGAGGGUCUUGGUAUCUCUGGAAUGAGAAUGGGAUGUUAGGUUGACAAGAAGUUGGGGUCUGGGUAUCCCCAAGGUAAUUAGCUGGUGAGAGAGGUCUGGCUAUCCUCUGGGUUGGGGGCCGGAGGGAUUCGGCCUAAGAAGGUAGGGUCUGAGUAUUUCUAAAGGGGAUUUGGGCAGUAGGAAAAGUAUGUGUGAAAAUGUGUCUUUGUGAAGGAUAGUUUGGAUUAGGGUUUUAGGUUAGAGUAUGUGCUGGAAUCUUUUUGCAAAGCAUAGAAACUAAGUUGUUAACAAGAGGGGUCCGAGCAUCGCUGGAGUGGGUUAGAGUGGGGGUUCGGCGUUUUUGCAAAGAAGAGGGACUUAGGUUGAUAUGAAGAGGGGAUCUGGGCAAUCCUAGAAUGGGUGAAGAAGGGAGGAUGGGGCCUUUUUUGCAAAUAAGAAAAUAUUAGGUUAAUAAUAUGAAAGGGGGUCUGGGUGUCCCUGGCGUGGGUUUGUAAGGAAGGGUUUAAGUUGAUGUGAAGAUGGUAUCUGGGCAUCCCUGAAAUGAGUUAGGGUGGGUCAUUUUGUAAAGAAGAGGGGCUGAAGUUGACAUGAAGAGGGGUGUGGGUAUCCCUAUAGUGGUUGGGAUGGUGUAUAAUGAAGAUGAGGGAUUUAAGUCAACAUGAAGAGAUCUGAGUACUCCAGAGGGGGUAAAGAAGAGGUCAUUACUAUGAAGAAUGUCUUGAGUUAGGGUGGCAGGUAGAAUCUAGGUGUGAAGAAAGGGUUAGGUUUCUGUGAAAUGGGGCUGGGUAUUCUGGAUAAGGGGUUGGGUUGUGGGAGAGAGCUGAUUUGAAGACAGGGAUCUGGAUAUCACGGGGAGUGGUUAAGGAGGGAACAAUAUAAAAUGUGAUGGGUUCGGCCAGUGUGAGACAAGUCGAAAGUCGAUUGAGGGAAGGGAGAGUUUGACGCGAGGAAUCUGGGCACCAGAGGGAGAGACCAUGUAUACUAGGCCUUGUGUGUAAAGGAGAGGGGCUGUAGGUGGGCCCCUGGGCAGUCAUCUGGGGCCGAGGGCCUCGCUGCCGCCAUGACCGAGGAGUCGGAGGAGACAGUCCUGUACAUCGAGCACCGCUAUGUCUGCUCUGAGUGCAACCAGCUGUAUGGAUCCCUGGAGGAGGUGCUCAUGCACCAGAACUCCCAUGUGCCCCAGCAGCACUUUGAGCUGGUGGGCGUGGCUGACCCCGGCGUCACCGUUGCCACAGAGGCGGCUUCUGGCACUGGCCUCUAUCAGACCCUUGUGCAGGAGAGCCAGUACCAGUGCCUGGAAUGCGGGCAGCUGCUGAUGUCGCCCAGCCAGCUCCUGGAGCACCAGGAGCUGCACCUGAAGAUGCUGGCUCCCCAGGACGCAGUGCCAGCUGAGCCGCCAGCCAAGGCGCCCACCCUGAGCUCUAGCACCAUCCACUACGAGUGUGUGGAUUGCAAGGCUCUCUUCGCCAGCCAGGAGCUCUGGCUGAACCACCGGCAGACGCACCUCCGGGGCACUCCCACCAAAUCUCCAGCCCCCGUUGUCCUGGGGUCCCCGGUUGUCCUGGGGCCCCCAGUGGGCCAGGCCCGCGUGGCCGUGGAGCACUCAUACCGCAAGGCGGAAGAGGGUGGGGAGGGGGCUGCCGUCCCUUCUGCUGCGGCCACCACUGCAGAGGUGGUGACUGAGGUGGAGCUGCUCCUCUACAAGUGCUCCGAGUGCUCCCAGCUCUUCCAGCUUCCAGCCGACUUCCUGGAACACCAGGCCACCCAUUUCCCUGCUCCCGCCCCAGAGGCUGAGGAGCCUGCUGUGCAACAGGACACCCUGACCCCGUCCCCUGCGGAGGUGCCUGCAUCUCAGCCUGACCCCCUGCCGUCCUCUGACCACAGUUACGAGCUGCGCAACGGUGAAGCCGUUGGGCGCGAUCGCCGGGGGCGCAAGGCCCGGAGGAGCAACAGCGGAGAGCUGGGCGGGACUGCCACCCAGGAGCUCUUCUGCUCCGCCUGUGACCAGCUCUUUCUGUCCCCUCACCAGCUUCAGCAGCACCUGCGGAGUCACCGGGAGGGCGUCUUUAAGUGCCCUCUGUGCAGCCGUGUGUUCCCCAGCCCUUCCAGCCUGGACCAGCACCUUGGAGACCACAGCAGCGAGUCUCACUUCCUGUGUGUGGACUGCGGCCUGGCCUUUGGCACCGAGGCCCUGCUCCUGGCCCACCGGCGAGCCCACACCCCGAAUCCUCUGCAUUCGUGUCCAUGUGGAAAGACCUUUGUCAACCUCACCAAGUUCCUAUAUCAUCGGCGUACACACGGGGCAGGGGGCGUCCCUCUGCCCACGACCCCAGUCCCGCCAGAGGAGCCCGUCAUUGGGUUCCCCGAGCCGCCCACAGCAGAGACUGGAGAGUCAGAGGCCCCGGAGCCCCCCGUGACCGAAGACAGCCCGGGAGGGCCCGCCGCCCCAGGCACUUACCGUUGCCUCCUGUGCAGCCGCGAGUUCGGCAAGGCGUUGCAGCUGACCCGCCACCAGCGUUUCGUGCACCGGCUGGAGCGGCGCCACAAGUGCGGCAUCUGUGGCAAGAUGUUCAAGAAGAAGUCUCACGUGCGGAACCACCUGCGCACGCACACGGGCGAGCGGCCCUUCCCCUGCCCGGACUGCUCCAAGCCCUUCAACUCGCCCGCCAAUCUGGCGCGCCACCGGCUCACGCACACGGGGGAGCGACCCUACCGGUGCGGGGACUGUGGCAAGGCCUUCACGCAGAGCUCCACGCUGAGGCAGCAUCGCCUGGUGCACGCCCAGCACUUCCCCUACCGCUGCCAGGAGUGCGGGGUGCGCUUCCACCGGCCCUACCGCCUGCUCAUGCACCGCUACCACCACACGGGCGAGUACCCCUACAAGUGCCGCGAGUGCCCGCGCUCC
This is a messenger RNA of Suricata suricatta (meerkat), 3484 nucleotides long. It is a transcript of the gene ZNF574, whose product is annotated as zinc finger protein 574. NCBI's taxonomy places the organism in Eukaryota, Metazoa, Chordata, Mammalia, Carnivora, Herpestidae. The record is from RefSeq and is a predicted model, not a curated record. The annotation marks the transcript as partial. The transcript is spliced from 2 exons.